Molecule: messenger RNA, 1600 nt
Organism: Hypomesus transpacificus
Lineage: Eukaryota; Metazoa; Chordata; Actinopteri; Osmeriformes; Osmeridae
Gene: ogfod2
Product: 2-oxoglutarate and iron-dependent oxygenase domain containing 2
Exons: 7
Coding region: 123-1166 (347 amino acids)
Molecular function (GO): oxidoreductase activity, acting on paired donors, with incorporation or reduction of molecular oxygen; L-ascorbic acid binding; iron ion binding
Source: RefSeq, a predicted model, not a curated record
UCCUGGCUGAGGUUGGUUUGUGAUCUUAAUGACGUUUAGCUAGCAAGCCAUGUUUCUUUAACUAGCUUUUUCAUAAAGGAAGACAUUGUCGAUUAGUUAUUAUCAAUGUUGCACUGAUAGUCAUGCAGAACGAGGACCCUAAACCAACAUUUUACACUUGUAGUUGUUUCAACACAGACAAUAUUUUUCUUGAGGACUACAAACUCCAUGUCCGAUUCGUUACCGAGUCCCAGUUUAGAUCGAACUAUCAAGCAGUGCUGAGGACGCUUGGUUGUUCCACUGAUGCACAGUUUGAUGAUGUCCUGCACAAGAUAACUCUAGAAGUUGAAAGGCGCAGAAGCCUUGGUCUGAAGUCCGCUGACAGAGCUGCCGCCAUACGGAACAUCUACACACCUCUCCACAAACACGUUUACCUGCUGCAGGAAAACUAUUUGGCACCAGAGUUUAGACAGAUUGUAGACUAUUGUUGGUCUCAGGACGCCAGUGAAGAUGGACUUCUUGCCCUCAUACAGACCGAGACAGCCCAAAGAGUCUACCGCUUUCCUGUGUUCAAGAAAAGCUUUUGUGAGGAACUGAUAGAGGAGCUGGAGCAUUUUGAAGUAUCCUCAGCUCCUAAGAGCAGACCUAACACUAUGAAUCACUAUGGGAUCCUACUAAACGAGCUGGGAUUGGACGAAGGCUUCAUCACCGUUCUACGUGAACACUACCUGCAGCCAAUCACAUCUCUGCUGUACCGGGACUGUGGAGGACGACGGUUGGACAGCCACAAAGUGUUUGUGGUGAAGUACGACAUGCAUGAAGACCUGGACCUGAGUUAUCAUUAUGACAACGCUGAGGUCACCCUCAAUGUGUCGUUGGGGAAGGAGUUCACAGAGGGGAACCUUUACUUUGGGGACAUGAGACAGGUGCCGCUAAACGAGACCGAAUGCACGGAGGUGCAGCACAGAGUGGGCGAGGGGCUCCUACACAGGGGGCAGCACAUGCACGGGGCCCUGCCCAUCUCCUCCGGCCAGCGUUGGAACCUCAUCCUCUGGCUAAGAGCCUCAGAGGAACGCAACAGGCUCUGCCCCAUGUGCAGCAGGAAACCCACUCUGGUGGAAGCAGAGGGCUUUGGAGACGGAUUUACCAAGGACCCUCCACUGGAUACAUCCUGCGUCCUCACGUAAAGCCUUCUCAGUCUUUUAGACAAAUCCCCAACCCUGGUCAGAUCAUGUUGCGGUUUGUUGUGUGACAAGUAAGUGUGGUUUCUUUGUGCGACAAAGUGCCAAAGGGGGUCAAGGAGAGGAAAGGUUAGCAUGAAUGAAACUUCCCUCAUUAUUAGAACAGCUCCUGGAGGAACAGUGCAUAGCACAGUCACAUUUGUACUUUUGUUGUGUUUGUUGAUUGACAGUGUUUUAUUUGUAUUUUUUUUCAUUUGAGUUUAAUUCAGUUUUUUGUUUAAUUUAAUUUAGUCAAAUUGUUUCCUGAUGAUACUGUUGGUUUGUGCUUCUGCGGCUCACUUCAUGAUCAUAUACAUUUCAACAUUCAGAUAUAUGGGAUGCACUGUCAAAAUGUUAAGACUGUUGUAUUGAAAAGAUUCAGAAUAAAUACACAGAUGUAA